Molecule: messenger RNA, 3567 nt
Organism: Diuraphis noxia (Russian wheat aphid)
Lineage: Eukaryota; Metazoa; Arthropoda; Insecta; Hemiptera; Aphididae
Product: UDP-glucosyltransferase 2-like
Molecular function (GO): UDP-glycosyltransferase activity
Source: RefSeq, a predicted model, not a curated record
CAUACAUUCAUCAAACAAUUCAGUUUUUAUUUAACCACGUACGUUUAACAUGGUUUAUCGAUAGGGUAAACUAAAUAUACAUGCUAUGUAUAAAUAUUUAAACUAUAAAAUAUUUAAAAUGCAUUUCAUCUUAAUUUUUUUAAAUGUUCACUUUAUAACGACUGUUGUUUAUGGAGCUCAAAUAUUCGCUUUCGUACCGAUAUAUGGACAGAGUCAUUGGAACGUUAUGGAUGCUGUAUUACAAACCCUCGUGUCUGCUGGACACAAUGUUACCGUUAUAACUCCUUUUAUAAGAAAAGAAAAAAUUGAAAACUAUACUCAGAUAGAUUCGUCUUUUUACAUGAAACGAUCGGCAUCGGCACCGUUCGACCAAGUCAUUGGAGAUGAUGGUGUUGAAUAUUUAAUUAACACACACCUCGCUUCGUGUGAAGCUAUUUAUAAGUGCAAAGAUUUCUGGACCGUGCUCGAAUCUAAAAAAUAUGACCUUUUCAUCACACAAUUGUUGGGUUCGGGUUGUGAUUCGUAUAUAGCCUACAAACUACAAGUGCCGAUGAUCGCCGUUACUGCAUCUGCCAUGCCGACGUGGUUGAAUGAUGAAUUGGGCAAUCCUCUUAUUACUUCUUACACGUCCACACUAAACGCAGCAAUGGCAAGUCCUAAAACAUUUUGGGACCGUUUUUUAAACAGUUACGAUUACGUACGUUCGAAUAGUCAAAGUUGGUGGUACAAUCGUAAUGCAACGGUAUUGGGAAGAACUUAUUUUGGCAAAGACGUGCCGGAUUCUUACAUGUUAAUGAAAAAAAUAUCAUUGGUAUUCGUCAACAGCCAUCUCUCUUUUAACUUACCCAGGCCGUGGAUGCCAAAUCUUAUAGAAAUCGGAGGUAUUCACGUAAUCGAUCCUAAACCAUUACCAAGAGAUAUACAACUAUUUAUUGACGGCGCUCCAGUUGGGAUAAUAUAUUUCUCAUUUGGUUCCACUGUAAAAAUGGAUUCACUUCCAGCGAAAAUGCAAAUUGCAUUACAAGAGGCAUUUGCUGAACUACCACAAAGGAUACUGUGGAAAUAUGACGGUGAGGUAAUGGAAAACCAACCAAACAACGUUAUGAUCAAGAAAUGGUUUCCUCAAAGAGACAUAAUGGCACAUUCAAAAUUAAAACUAUUUAUUUAUCACGGCGGGUUGUCAGGUACAAAUGAAGCCAUUAUCAAUCAAGUACCUAUACUUGGCAUACCAUUAUUUAGCGAUCAACAUAGAAACAUAGCGAACGCAGUAAACUUGGGAAUGGGUUUAAGUCUAAACUAUAAAACUAUAGAUAAAAAAUCAGUUGUAGCUGCUGCUAAAGAAAUAAUCAACAAUAAAAAAUACAAACGAAAUCUUCAAGAGUUGUAUCAGUUGUUUAAAGACCGGCCAAUGUCUCCAAGAGCGCUAGUCGCAUAUUGGACUGAGUAUGUAAUUAAACAUAAUGGAACCGAACACAUGAAAUCAGCAUCAAACGACAUGUAUUGGUAUCAGUAUCAUCAUUUAGAUGUUAUAUUGGUCGUAGUAUUAAUUUCAAUAAGUCUAUUGGCAGUUUUAUUGUAUAUUUCAAUAAUAAUUACAUGUUCUCUUGUUAAAUGUAUUCAUUUAAAACAAAUGAAGUACGUCGGGCUGCUCCUGGUGGCCGCCUUAGGCGCGCUGUCCACCGCCGACGGCGCCMACAUCCUCGGCGUGUUCCCCAUUAACGGCCGCAGCCAUUGGGUGGUGUACGAGACCUUGAUGAAGGCCCUGGUGGCGCGCGGCCACAACGUGACGGUGAUCACGGCGUUCCCCCAGAAACAGCCACUGGCCAACUACACGGACAUCGACGUGUCGGCGUCGUUUCCGUCCGCGGUGAACACGCUCAGCGUCGAAAUGGUGCUCAAAUACCUGUCCAGCGUGUUCGCCAACCAAUGGUUCAUCGCCGACCAUCAGAUGAAUAUCUGCCGGAAGACCCAGAAGCUGCCCCAGGUGAAAGCGCUGCUCCAAAGUGGCAUCAAGUUUGAUGCGGUUUUCACAGAAAUAUUUGGAGCUGAUUGUGAUGUUGGCUAUGCUUACCAUUUCAAAGCACCCCUAUUGUCCAUCAUGUCCAGUUCACAUUUGCCUUGGAGUUACGACCGUGUGGGUGGACCAGAUAACCCUUCGUACAUACCGACGAUCGUAACAAGAGCAGCUGGAAAGAUGAACUUCAAAGAACGUAUGAUCAACACCUUGUACUAUAUAUACUUUAAAUUGGCAUGGAAGUAUUACAGUGAAUGGCCAGCAAAUGAAUUGUUGAAAGAGAACUUUGGACCGGACACACCUCAUAUCAACGAAAUAGUUUACAACACUUCAAUGGUGUUUGUCAACGGUCACUUUUCCUUGGAUGGACCACGCCCUCUAGUUCCCAACAUGGUGGAAAUUGGUGGAAUACAUGUAAAAUCACCCAAGCCCAUACCCAAGGACAUAUUGAAGUUUAUCGAAGACUCACCGAAUGGAGUUAUGUUUUUUACGUUUGGGUCUCUUAUUCGUAUAUCUACACUACCACCAAAUGUAUUGCAAAUGUUUAAGGAUGUAUUCGCAAAAUUACCCAUCAGAGUCUUAUGGAAAUACGAAGAAGAAAUGCCUGACAAACCUGAUAAUGUGUACAUAAGCAAAUGGAUGCCUCAAAGAGAUAUUUUGAAUCAUCCAAAAGUCCGUUUGUUCAUGACCCACGGUGGACUGUUAGGGACAAUAGAAGCAGUAUAUUCGAGCGUACCAGUCAUAGGAAUUCCGUUUUUCUUCGACCAACCUAGAAAUAUAUUAAAACUUGUGGAACAGGGUUCAGGUAUUAUAUUGGAUUAUGAAACGUUGACAAAGGAUAUUCUAUACAAUGCUAUUACAACAAUAGUUAAUAAUAACAGCUACGCAAUAAAUGCGAAAAAAUUAGCAAAACGGUUCAAAGACAGGCCCAUGAAUGCAACGGAAACUGCCRUCUAUUGGACAGAGUACGUAAUAAGACACAAAGGGGCAAAACAUUUAAGAACUGCGGCCGUUGGAAUGCCCUGGUGGAAGUACUUCUUAGUAGAUGUCAUCGGUUUUAUUUUGCUCAUCAUUUUUGUUGUAUUUUAUCUAAUUUACUUUGUGCUCAAAGUUAUCUACAAGAAAUUAUUCAAAAAGACCGUCCCUAAAAAGAAGGAAAAGAAAAAUUGAAACAUUCAAUUCGUAUUAUACCUGAAUUACUAUAAAAUACAAAUGGUACAAAACAACUUAACUCCAUUCAUUUUUGUGAUACGAGUUGAAAUAAUUUCUAUCAAAAUCAUAUAGGUAGGUAGGUAUUAGGAGUCUGGACACAUCCUCAUAUUAAGGAUACGUGAAUAUUAUGUUACCAAAUCUAUUCAAUAUUAUGCAAUUUAUUAAUUUUAAUUUUAACUAUAACUAUAUGCUAUCUUUUGGAUAAUUUUCUUGUAUAGCGACAAAAUACUGUAGUAGGUACCUUCAGUGAACAAAUUUCAUAUUCCUAUCUAAAUUUUUUAAUAUUAUAUACAAUUUUUUUAAACUAUUUAUAAAAAAAAAUAACUACCUACCAGUGUGUU